Molecule: messenger RNA, 3831 nt
Organism: Stegodyphus dumicola
Lineage: Eukaryota; Metazoa; Arthropoda; Arachnida; Araneae; Eresidae
Gene: rush
Product: pleckstrin homology and FYVE domain containing family member rush hour
Biological process (GO): endosome to lysosome transport; endosome organization
Cellular component (GO): early endosome
Molecular function (GO): metal ion binding; phosphatidylinositol binding
Source: RefSeq, a predicted model, not a curated record
ACUGCACUUCUGCACUCCCGAUUGUUUUGCGUUAUAAGGGUCAGUCGGUGUUCCUUCUCGCGUAGGUUUUAAGCUGUGAAUACUGAUUUUAUUUUCGGUUUGUUUCGCGGUGUAUUUUAUUUGCAUUGUGUUUGAUUCCUCUCAAUUGUGUUUCGUCCAUGUUUUCAUUAAGUAUUAAGAGGUUGAAAGGUAAUUGAUACCCGUCAGUGAAAUUAAACGCCCCCAAAAUGGUCGACCGACUAGUAAAUAGUGAAGCAAACGCUCGCAGAAUUGCUACAGUUGAGAACUGUUUUGGAGCAUCUGGCCAACCUUUAGCUAUUCAAGGGCGUGUAUUAGUUGGUGAAGGAGUUCUUACCAAAAUGUGUCGAAAGAAAGGUAAACCGCGAGAGUUCUUUCUAUUCAAUGACAUAUUAGUCUAUGGUAACAUAGUUAUGGACAAGAAAAAGUAUAACAAGCAGCACAUUAUUCCUUUGGAGGAAGUGAAAUUAGAAAAUUUGAAGGAUGAUGGAAUAUUGAAAAAUGGUUGGCUAAUUAGAACACCUACUAAAUCUUUUGCUGUAUAUGCUGCAACAGCUACUGAGAAAAUGGAGUGGAUGGCACACAUAAAUAAAUGUGUGGAUGAUUUGUUGAAAAAGACUGGUAAAACGCCAUCUCUGGAGCAUGCUGCUGUAUGGAUACCUGAUGCUGAAGCAUCAGUUUGUAUGCAUUGCCGUAAAACACAAUUUACCGUUCUGAAUCGCAGGCAUCAUUGUAGAAAAUGUGGAGCCGUGGUUUGCAAUCCCUGUUCAAGCAAGAAGUUUUUACUGCCUGUGCAGUCUUCUAAGCCUUUGCGAGUAUGUUUAAGCUGUUAUGAUACUUUGACAAAAGCCCGUGCAAAUAUGGGAGAAACGCCUACCAAAUCUGUUGAAAAACCCGUUAAUCAAGAUUCUUCUGGUGAAGAUGACUCUGAGGAUGAAAUUGAUGAAUGUGGAAGAAAUGAUGAUAUUGCUAAAGAUGUCGAAAAAAUAAAAAUUGAUGAGACUCCUACAUUUUAUGGUGAUGCACCUGAGGAAAAUAAUCAUGCUCAGUCACCAGAUGUUUCGGCUCAGUCAUCACAUGAUGUGGCUGUUUCGGAUAGUGCAGCUGUGUCAUCAGAUACUGCAACCGAAGUAUCAUUGCAUGAUACUUCGACUGGUGGAGGGGAUUAUUCAGGAGCAACUGAAACUUGUGAAUGAGUUAAAUUGGAAUCCUUGAUUGCAUUCAGCAUACUCAGCCCUUAUAAUCAAAAGGAAAGUAUAUAUAUAUAUAGAGAGAGAGAGAGAGAAAUUCUGUAAAUUGCUGUCAUACAAAUGUUGAUUAUUAAUAAAUUAUCUACCUUAAGUGCCUUCAAACUCGUGAGAAAUUAUAUAGUUUAAGUAUUCUUUAAAAUACAAGAGUUUGAUGUUUUGGAUACUUGGCUGUUGGUGACAGAAUGGAACUUUUUUGUUCAUAUGUGAAAACAUCUUUCAUAUUUGUGUUAUAACUUUAAUAUAAGUCAUCCAUUUAUCAUCUGGAAGUGCCUAAUAGAGUUAAGUAUUUCAUCAAAGUGAUUUCUGGUAUGUUUUUUCUGUUGAGUUAAUACUGAUAGUAGUUAUUUAAAUCAUUUUAACUUCAUGUUAAAGAAAUAACUUUCAGACAUAAUUUGAAUUUGUUUUAUAAUUGGAGGAAUAUUUCUUGUAUAUAUAAUUUGAAAUGCUCGACAUCAGAAUUUGAUUUUAUUUUGUGUUUAAGCCCAGUUUGGAACCGUAUUAAAUAGCUGAUAUAUAUGUAGAGCAUUUUCAUUAGACAUUGAAAUGAGCAGAUUAAAGUAUUUUUAAAUAAAUGCAUAAGAAGAUUUUUUUCUGUCUUGAGAGGUUAUGGAGAUGUCUUUUGUGCAAGUUUAUGUUUGUAACAUGUUUCUAAAUGCCUAUUUUAUAUUUAAAUGAGCUAUUGUAAUUUUAAUUGAGAUUUGUAAUCAUGUUUUAUUUAAUUCCAAAGUAUAUUAAAGUUAUAGUCAUCAAAUUUCAUAUGAAGUAUUUAGAGCUACUCUAAUAUGUGUAUAAUGUAUGAAUUUUUAAGUUUAACACUUUCUUCCUUUUCUGAUAGGAAAUAUGCUCAAGUAGACAAUCAUUUUAAUUCUGAGAACUGUUUCAUAUUUUUGCCCAAUUCAAUAAAUUGAGCAUUGACGGUGUAGAUUUUAAUAUAAUAUAAAAAACAUUCAUUUAUUUUAUGGAUGAUAAACUGGACUGUGUAUUUUGAACUAAUAUAACGUUCUGUAUUUGCAAAGAAAAUCAUGACAGAAUAUUUUUGAGUAUUAAGCCUGAGAUUACCUGAUAAGUUUUUUUUAUCAGCAUUUUAUAUUAAUUUAUAAUUUUUAAAACUGAAAUACUUGACAACCCUAAUAAUCAGAUUUAAUAAAUUAUUGAUGAUGUAACAUAAUUUGAAGGGCAUGUCACUUGAAAGCUGCAGGAUUUCUGAUAACAUGUACUUCUGAUCCGUAUAUUUUUGUAUCAUAUUUUAAAAUUUAUAAUGUGUUGAAAAUGGUAAACGGAGGUAAUGGUGUGAAAAAUUCUUAGUAAGGAUUCAACUUUCUUGGAAGAAAAACUGCUGUUUUUCUAUGUAUUUUAUAUAAAUCGUGGAAUAUUUAACUCUAGAAUGCUAGAGGUCAGAAAGAAUAAUUAUUAUUAAGCUAUUGUAAGCAUAAUAGAACACGUUUAUUUAUAUAAAUUGCAUGCCUAAAAUUUAAUACAUUAAAAUUAUUAAUGAAAGGCAUUCUUCAUUAUUGUGUAAUCUUUAGAAUCAGGAUGUCUCCUUGGAUAAAACUAAGUAUUUUCCUUUAAAACUUGCUUUCCAGUUAUUGGAUACUUCUGAUAUUCUGUGAUAUCAAUGAUGGCAACAGACAACAUCAGUUUUAGAAGAGCGUAUGUGUAAAUUAGGUGACUGAAAUGUAGCUUAAUGUAUGUUUAUUAUUAAUGCAACUUUUAUAAAAUAUUCUCUUUCCCUAUGCUGUUUCAAAAGUUAAAAGCUAAGACAAAAUAUGCAGCUGCCUGAAGAGCUAAUUUUUCUACAUUUUUAUCCUGACAACUAAGUAGAUGUAUUAUUUGCUUUACUGAUUUAAUGUGGCAUCAACUGUACUGAAUUCUUGAGGCAUCAAAAAUGCUGGAACAAGGCUUGUUUGAGAUCAUAAUGUAUUAUUUAUAUAAAGAAGUUUUGAGAGAUGAAAAUUAUGCAGUGUUAUCAAGAAAGCAUUUUAUAAAGUUUUAAUGAUCUGGGGUUAAAUAUUAUAGAAAUGGUAUGAUUUUAUAAAUUUAGUUCUGUAGUAUUAAUGGACUAUUAAUCAUUUGUAAGUUUAUGUAACAGUAAGAAAGCAGAACAUGAAAAAAAAAAAAAAAUAUUUACUGUUCUGGAAUUAUGAAGUAAAUUUAUAUAAACACUUGUAAUUAAAGUUAAACUGCUUAAUAUGUGACCAAUAAUUAUUAUGUAUACUUUUCUCUAAAUGAGCCACAUAAUUUUUUUUCAUUUUUCUGUAUUUAAAAUUGAAAUUAAAAGAAUAAUUGUAGCUCAUUUUGGUUUUUUUCAUCUAUUAAAUGCAAGUUGCUGUUCAUAUCAUGAAAAUGUGCUGAAUUAUAAUUAAAAAAAAAAAAGAAGUCUUCUCUUCGUAGCUUUGUUAAGAGUUUAUGAGAUUUCAGUGGGAUAUGACCUCUUUAUCUCUGUCCAUUUUCCAUUGCUACUGAUGAAAACUGUUUAGAUAUUUAUGUAGGUAUGUCGAUGUAAUGACUUUUUUAUUAUAUCUACAUGUUUAAAUAUGUAAUUUAAUAAAGUUUAAAUUAAAUA